Molecule: messenger RNA, 3210 nt
Organism: Cuscuta europaea
Lineage: Eukaryota; Viridiplantae; Streptophyta; Magnoliopsida; Solanales; Convolvulaceae
Source: the annotation of a GenBank genome assembly
CCAGGGACGGUUACGUUGUGCAUUGGUACCCACCUCUUUCAGGUACCAAUGAGUUAUUAAUAUCUUUUAUUGUAUCAUAUUACAUUCCAUUUUAAAUUCGUCCCACUAAUUUUCUCCGUCUUUCAGGUACCACUAGCUUUGUGCGGUUUCAAAGAGUUUUUUUGGGCAUUUAACCCAUCCAUUAAAGGCUUUAAGCAUUGUCGUCCCUUACUGAUAAUUGAUGGAACGCACUUAUAUGGGAAGUAUAAAGGUACGUUGUUGGUGGCAAUGGGUAGUGAUGCUAAUAAUCAACUUUUCCCUUUGGUGUUCGCUAUUUGUGAAUAAGAGAAUGGAGGGAGUUGGUCGUGGUUUAUGGGAUGCAUACAUUAUUUUAUCACACUCAGAGAAUUGUGUGUUAUUUCAGAUCUACAUGCUGGAAUUCAGAAGGCACUUAAUGAAGUAGGUAAUGGAUGGGAGGAGCCAGAUUCACGACAUAGGCUUUGCAUACGGCAUGUGGCUUAUAAUCUACAUACUUAGUUUUAAUAUGUUCACUUGAAAAAAGUGUUCAUUUGGACAGUAAGUCAACGUCAAAAGAAGAAAUUUGAUGGUGGAUUUAACAGGAUUGGCGAAAUGCAGGCAGGAGCACGAGAAUAUCUAGCGAACAUUGGUUUGGAGAAGUGGUCUUUACACCACGACGGGGGGUACAGGUAUGGCACCACAACAACGAACAUGGCUGAAGUAUUCAAUAGCGUCAUGAAAAGUGCAUGAUACCUUCCUAUAACCGUCUUAGUUGAGUUAUCAUUCUAUCAUGUGAAUGCCUAUUUUGUGGAAAGAAGAGAAACUAGUAAGAGAAGGUUAGCAGAAAGGCAUCGCUACUGCCAGCAAGUGACUGAACUGAUUGAAAGAAAUACGGAAAAGGCAAAGCAUCACAAGGUCACAACAUUUGACAUAUGCCGUUGGUUUAUACCAAGUGGAGACGGGUCGUGGUGGUCGAACUGUGGGGAAGGGUGGUACAAAACAAACGGUGAAUUUGCACUGUCGCCAUUGCACAUGUCAGAAGCUGAAUAUUUAUAAGAUUCCUUGCUCACAUAUCUUAGCGGUAUGCAGAGAUCGUAGUUUGUCCUAUGAUGCUUUUGUUUAUACGUUUUUCUCAUCAGCGGAGUACGCGACUUCUUAUAAAAGAGUAUUCAAGCCCAUACCGGAUAUAGCUUAUAGACCUACUUACACUGGACCACGAGUUGUGCAUGACCCGUCAAUGAUUCGCGCUAAAGGUCAUCUGAAGGCUAAACGGUUGAGAAAUGAAAUGAAUGAAGGUCCUAGAGGUACUGUAAGAUGCGGUUUAUGCAAGCAAACAUGGUAUAACAGGAUGACAUGUGCUGAAAGAUCGCAAGGACACGUAGGGAGUUCCACUGGCGCCGAUGCAGGUGUCAGUGGAUCCCACACUGAUUGAUCCUUCAGUCCUGACAUUGCAGGCCACGCACCGGAGCGAGGAUGUGUGGCGUGGCUUGGAUGUUCAGGUAGAUAGGUGUCGUGAGCACCUACGCACUAUAUUCCACAUGCAGGUGGAUGAUAGGAUUCUACAUUACGUUCGAUUAGCCGGGUUUUACGGUGUUCACGGAUUAGUUUCGACUCUGCAUAUAGAUAGAGCAUUACUUACCGCUCUACUUGAGCGUUGGAGACAAGAGACUCACACUUUCCAUUUACCGGUGGGUGAGGUCACUAUCACUUAGGGAGAUGUGGUUGUAUUGGCAGGUCUACCCAUCGAGUGCCGGGCAGUUGGGACUGGGUGUAGAGUGUGGGUUGAUUUGGUACACAGAUUGUUGGGAGUACGGCCACAUGUUGGGACAGAUAUUCGGGGGUCCGCCUUGAGGAUGGCUUGGUUGAGACAACCUUUUACUGAUUUGCCUGUUGAUGCUGAUGACGUUGUUGUGAAGCAGUACGCUAGAGCCUACAUUUUGAUGCUUAUGGGAGCCUCCACAUUUGCGGACAAGAGCUAUAAUGAGGUGCAGGUCUUGUAUUUACCCAUUUCAGAGACUUUUGAUGUAGCAGUGCUUUAUAGCUGGGGUAGUGCGACUUUAGCAUACCUAUAUCGGCAGUUAUGUCGAGGUUGGCAUUGUACAGUGGAGAGAUGGGUGGUUUUUUAUUGCUCAUACAGCUAUGGUCAUGGGAGGACAUUCAUAUCGGAAAACCUGUCAUACUGCGAUAUCAUGGAGUAGAUGGUGGUCCUCUUGAUGAUGCUAUGGAUCAGCAGGAUGCAUCUGUACUUGGGCCACAUCAUGUCUGUGGUGAGGUCCCUUUGGAUCAUAGAUGGCUAUUUGCUCACGUCACACGCAUGUCAUCCGCCGCUGGAUUAUGGUACUACCAAGAUGCUUUAGAUCGCAUGUGUGAUGACCAGAUGACGUGGAUGUCGUACACUCAUGAGAUUCUUGGAUUGUUGCCUCCUGUUGGCCGAGAGCACACUGAGAUAUGGCGAGCAUGUGUGUCCUUGAUAUGUUUGAUGUAGUGGAGCAUCACUUUCCUGAUCACGUACUACGAUAGUUCGGGUUGCAGCAGGAUUCCUGAACCUUGCGAUACAUCUGUGGACUUACACAAGAUUGACAGACGAGGGAAGCACACUGAAGAUUAUGGGAUGCGUCAUAUUCAGUAUAUCACUAUGUGGGAUGAGAGAGUGGUGUAUAUAGUGCACAGGAUCCCAUCCUUAGUCCCUAUAGCCUCUGCAGAUUACAUGAGAUGGUAUUACACCAUCACACGAGUGUUCAUCUCUCCCAGAUUUCGUCUACCUACUGAUCAUUACCAGCCUAGCUCGGUCACUCUUCAUAUGACGACACGGGCUUUGCGUAGCAUCCAUGAACGAACGACUGUUGUACUUGAUGAGGCAGUAGAUGUACAGGGAUACCAUGAGGCUUGUUCGGGCAUUCUUGCUCUGUGAGCUGAUGUAUUGGGCCGAGUAGAUUAUGGAUAUAUGGCCGACUCUCAGUAUUCCACCGCAUCCACGACAGGGUCUUCUCAGGCAAUCCGACGUGAUAGAGUUGUUCUUCGGCCUCGUAACCAGCGCAAGCGCCCCCGAGCACAGCCACAGCGACAUGAACUUCAUGAUGGUGAUGAUCACGUUGACUUAUGAUCUUUGUAUUUGUAUUAUUGUGUGAGAGUUGUAACAUGCACUGGCAGAUCGAAUCAUUUUGUGAAACACCGUAUUUAUUAUAACUUUUAUGUCUUAUUUCAAGUAUCGUG